Messenger RNA from Exaiptasia diaphana, 331 nucleotides. Its product is annotated as leucine-rich repeat transmembrane neuronal protein 1-like. The record is from RefSeq and is a predicted model, not a curated record. Lineage: Eukaryota; Metazoa; Cnidaria; Anthozoa; Actiniaria; Aiptasiidae. The transcript is spliced from 4 exons. Gene Ontology annotation, cellular component: plasma membrane. Gene Ontology annotation, molecular function: protein binding. Bases 30 to 317 code for a protein of 95 amino acids.
UUCACCUAUUCUGAGUUUUUUUYAAUAGGAUGUUGCAAGGGAAUCAGAUCACUACCAUCCCURAYGGCGCUUUUAUGAAGACACCGAAUCUUCGAUAUGUGGACAUGUCCAACAACCGUCUCUUUUAUGUUGCACCAAAUGCAUUUGUCAAUGGAUCAUCAAUAGAAUUUAUGCGUCUUAAUAUCAAUUUUCUAAUGAAAGUGCCACAGAAUUUCCAAUAUCUGGAUCAACUUAAAACUUUAGACUUGGGGAGUAAUCUUGUGGACUAUCUACAAAACAACUCAUUUGAUGGGUUGUCCGCAUUAAAUGUUUUGUAAGUACACACAAUGUA